CUCACUCCACUCAGCAGGGAGAGCGAGAAGAGCAUGAUCCAGUCUGCACAUAAACUACAGUCUCACCGACGUUUCUUUGCCGAUCUGAGCUCGCUUGCAAAGCCGAUACGAAGAGACGACUAAUGUGUUUUAUGUUAAUCGACUUUCAAGCUGGUUUUGCGUAAACAAGAAGGAUUAGCACACCUGCACCUGCAAAGUGUGUUUAAAAACAUCACUGAGUUCUGCGGUUCACCUGAGACGCACGAGGACAUCGUUUGCAUGAAACUGUGGCCAGAACAAAGCAGUGGAUGCAACUACGCUCCAUUUGUAGAAGAAAGGUGGAAGAGUGGACGAGGCUCUGAAGAGGACCAGCUGACCACCGGCGGAGACGACUCUGCUAAAGUUCCCUCCAAACCCAGCCGGAAGCACACCAUGUCCCUCACCCCUUUCCAAUUCAUGCAGACUCUCAAGAACUCCCCUGCCGCGCUACGUCGCCGCUUUCGCCGCGACCGCACGGAGUCUCUAUCCCACGGUGACCCUCUCUUUAAAGUCCAGUACCUGGGCACGGAGAAAAUCUUCUCCCUGGAUCGAGAGCAGGCCCAAGACGCUAUUAGCCACCUGCUGGACGGUAUCGCCAACGGGAAGAAGCCGAGCAAAGAUCACGCCCUGGUGGUGCGCCCGAGAUACAUCGAGGUCAAGGAGCUGAGCACGGGUCGGCAGCUCACUAAGACGUACCUGCAGGAUAUCGCGUACUGCGCCGCGGACGCCAACCGGCCCAACGUCUUCCUGUACAUCUGCAAACACCAGGGGCAGCAGCUGCAGUGUCGGGUGUUCUGGUGCAGCCGGGCGGAGCGGGCGCUAGACAUGACGGCCUGUCUGGCGCAUUCCUUCCAGCGGGCGCUGAGCGACUGGCAGCAGAACGGCUUGGCCACGCUGCACCCGGGAGAGACGAAGGGGAAAUGUGGGGAGGACUUGUCCAACUCUCCCGCCAACACCAAGAGCUCCACGCUGCCGAACAGUCUGGGAAAAGCUCGCUGGAAGAAGAGGGGCAACUCUGUGUCUCGUAGCCCCCUCAAAGUCAUCACGAGAAGAGGAUCUGGCUCCGACAGCUGGAGCUGAAGCCCUGUUUUAACCCUUCAGACAUGAUGGGACAACAUUAACCUGACGACGACCUCAUGGAUGACCGCACCGAUGGGAGGGAGGGAAUGACUGCAAGACUGAAGGAAGGACAGAAGGGGAUGUGACCACAUUUGGAUGUAUGAGGACAUGUGAGAGGAUCAGGAAGCGUGUGGACUUGAAGGUCUUUGACGCAGCAAAGUUGACUUUUGCAAGAGUGGCUUCCGAUGUAGCGCAAAAACGCUGUUGACGGCUGCCCUUCUGUUCACCUGUCAACAGCUAUGUGAGGACUUGUGACUGGUUCAUUUCUGUGGUUGGCUUGUUUGUCUUCUUGACACAUAAGCCAUCAAAGAGACAAUUAAACCAACAAUGACAGCAGAUGUUGGCCAAAUGAUCCACAGAUGACAACCAAAAACUGGAAAAAGACGACAAGAGCUUUUUUUUUUAAUGAAGGCUGAUUUUUUUAUUUAACUGACAUUUUUUGACAGGUCAUGAGAUUUCUUUUUUUAUUAGAAUCUUUUUUUACCCUGUGGCACUAGUAUGUUUCUCUUCCUGUAUUUUUUUAAUCGGAUGGACAAAACCUCCCUUUUUUAAUCUACGUUGUGAGAGUUUUGGCCAAGAUUACAUAGAUGUCAGAGGGAAAAUGCACUGUAUUGUGUUAUAGAAAGGGAAAGUAAAAUUGAUUAUAGUCUGUCAUUUCUGACAGAUUUAAUUCCUAGUCAGGAAAUCAAGUUUCCAAAGAGGUCAGUAGCACCUGCAUUAUAAAUGGGGAAAAAAUAGACUCUAGCAGAACCUGCAGGGUCAACAAAAUCCUCCCUCACCCAACAGCAGCAUCCUGCAAAACAACAACACAGAUCCCAACUGUCCACUGCCAUGAAUUAUUUGCCUUUACGUGGAGAAAAGCACACUCAGCCAUGACUUGCCAGUUUGUUUGUGUCCGAACACUGGGAACGCUGUGUUCCCAUGUGGAGCCUCUGUGAGGAAUUCGCGUCCGUGCACCUGCAUUCCAAAUGGAAGGGGAAGGGAGGGGGGAAUUUGACCAACGUCCAACCAUGACUUUGCAUAUUGAGCAGUUAGAUGCUACAAUGUGCUUUUUUAACGCAGAGCCUUGCUCACAUUCACAAAGCCAUAAAAGGCGCCAUAACUACUUUAAGUUAAAGUGACGGUUAUAGGAUGUGUGCGGUAUUGCGUAACUCAUGAUGGUGCUUUCUGUUUUUAUGGUUUACAGGAUUAGUGGUACACCCUGGGGCUACUAUUCACUUGUCAUUUUGUGUUUUUUCUGACCAAAACUAAGCUAGCGAUGUCGCCUUUUUUUUAAUUUUUUUAACAGGAAGGGUGUUUUUGACUGAUGUGCCACGAUGUUUUUAUCAGUUCAUUUUUGUACUCGUGAUGUAUCUUUUUCAAAUACAAACGGCGCAGCCCCAAUCUCAGAAAAAAAGGGGUUAAAGUGCCUGCUAUUUUAUCAAUGUACUGUUUUUAUGUCAUUGUACAUAUUUAAUUAAAUAUGUAUUUUAUGAAAUAUUAAAACCUUUUAUACAACAUU
This is a messenger RNA of Sebastes umbrosus (honeycomb rockfish), 2638 nucleotides long. Its product is annotated as low density lipoprotein receptor adapter protein 1. Lineage: Eukaryota; Metazoa; Chordata; Actinopteri; Perciformes; Sebastidae. The coding region runs from base 259 to 1098 and encodes 279 amino acids. The record is from RefSeq and is a predicted model, not a curated record. The transcript is spliced from 3 exons.